Molecule: messenger RNA, 2012 nt
Organism: Sitodiplosis mosellana (orange wheat blossom midge)
Lineage: Eukaryota; Metazoa; Arthropoda; Insecta; Diptera; Cecidomyiidae
Gene: Spt-I
Product: serine palmitoyltransferase 1
Exons: 8
Coding region: 94-1569 (491 amino acids)
Biological process (GO): sphingosine biosynthetic process; ceramide biosynthetic process
Cellular component (GO): endoplasmic reticulum
Molecular function (GO): pyridoxal phosphate binding; serine C-palmitoyltransferase activity
Source: RefSeq, a predicted model, not a curated record
GUUAUGUCAAUUAUUGAACAUUUGCUGGACGUCAAACACACAGUUGAUUCAUCGUUUAUUGUCCACUGGAGAAACGCAUAGAAAUAGUGUUUGAUGAUUUUAACUGCGGCCGAGCGAAUAAAAAAUAAUAAUUUUAUUGCAAUCAUGACAGAAUCAACGACCGCAUGCUUUUUCGCCAAAGUGCUGUAUUCAUUAACCAAGAAUUCAACGUUUGUGAUAAGUACGGAGAUUGCAUUCGUCAUUGGUUUGCUGUCCAUUUUGUAUUUGUAUCGCAGCAAAAAUCGAAAACAACUCACUGAAGAGCAAAAGCAGUCAAUAAUCCAAAAUUGGACUCCAGAAGAGCUGAUUGAAGAUGUUCCGGAAAAUCACCCAGUAUUAACCAACAAACGCAUUGUUACGACAACAACAGGCAAACAAAUCACAAUAAAUGGUCAUCAUUGCUUGAAUUUGGCCACACACAACUAUUUGGGCUUACUCAAUUUACCGGACAUCAAGGAAAGUGCCAUUGAGGCUAUUCGAAAGUAUGGAGUUGGCUCAUGUGGACCACGCGGAUUUUAUGGAACAAUUGAUGUUCAUUUGGAACUUGAAGAACGAUUGGCAAAAUUCAUGCAUAUGGAAGAGUCGGUUGUCUAUUCUUACGGAUUUUCAACAGCGGCUAGUGCUAUUGGAGCCUAUUGCAAACGAGGCGAUUUAGUUUUUGUUGAUGAGUGUGUGCAUUUUUCAAUUCAAAAAGGGCUUGAUGCAUCACGCAGUAAAAUUUCCUAUUUCAAACACAAUGACGUUGCCGACCUGGAACGACUGCUGAAAGAACAAGAUGCCAUCGAUCGCAAAAAUCCAUCGAAAGCAUCGAAAAUUCGUCGCUUCAUUAUUGUCGAAGCCAUUUACAUGAACACAGGUGAAAUGUGCCCAUUGCGAGAAAUCAUUGAGCUGCGAAAACGUUACAAGCUUCGAUUGAUUCUGGACGAGAGCGUCUCAUUUGGUGCAUUGGGAAAUCAUGGCCGUGGAAUAACCGAACACCUCAAUGUUAAUCAUGAUGAAGUGGAUUUGAUUUGUUCAACGUUAGAAAAUGCAGUCGGUUCGAUUGGUGGAUUUUGUGUUGGCACCACAUUCAUUGUUGAGCAUCAGCGCUUGUCUGGUCUUGGAUACUGUUUUUCAGCAUCAACACCACCGCUGCUCGCACAAGCAGCCAUCGCAGCACUGGAUCAUUUCGAAAAUGAACCGGAAAUGUUCAAAGAAUUGAAUGACAAGUGCCGAAAGUUGAAUGCAAAAUUGCAAAACUUGACACGGUUCACAUUCAGAGGGCACGAACUUUCGCCAAUCAAACAUUUGUAUUUGAAAAAUGUUGACGAAGAGCGAACAGAAAAGGUGGAAAUUUUAGAGAAAAUUGUUGAUAAGUGCAUCGAACUGAAUUUGGCGAUCAUUAACGCAUCCUACUUGGAACAAGUAGAGAGAUACUGCCCGGAGCCAAGCCUUCGAGUGGUUGCCAAUAGACUUCUGACAGAUGAAGACAUCCAAUUUGCGUUUGAUACCAUUGAAAAGGUCUCAGCAGACGUGCUAUCGAAAUUGUAAUGUCGAAAUUCAGUCACAUCACAUCAUGAAAUUCGAUUGCGAUAUGAAAUUCCAACCGUUUGAUGAAGUGAAAAAAAGGAAAUUUAGUUUAGAAACUGUUUCUAUUUGUAUUACUAUGCCAUUUAGAGAAAUAACACAAGAAUUAUGUGCACCAAGUUCUAGGGGAUAGACAAGGUUUAUUAGCACACAAGUGUUGUACGUCUCGUUUGCUCGUUUCUAUCGCUGAAAGCGAGGUCGUGUCUUACCCUCAGAUUAAAUCGGUAGAAGAAUAUUUCUAUCAAAUUAAAUUUCACGCAAAAAGUAUCAUUCUUACAGCUUUCAUCCUAGCUUAUGAUUCAUAAAAAUAAAUGUUGUUUUUAAGAUAAAUUUUAUGAGUUAUUUAUGAAUACAUAAGAAAGCAAAUAAAUAUAAAGGCACCGUAAAACGGCGAUAUAAAUAUUGAA